This is a messenger RNA of Diceros bicornis minor, 1191 nucleotides long. RefSeq names its product tetratricopeptide repeat domain 23 like (gene TTC23L). The coding region runs from base 1 to 1158 and encodes 385 amino acids. Gene Ontology annotation, molecular function: protein binding. The record is from RefSeq and is a predicted model, not a curated record. The transcript has 9 exons. NCBI's taxonomy places the organism in Eukaryota, Metazoa, Chordata, Mammalia, Perissodactyla, Rhinocerotidae.
AUGCAAGCCAGUCCCAUCCGCAUCCCAACUGUCAGCAGUGACACCGACUGGGACUUCUGCUUCCAUCUGUCACAGCAAACCAGGAUCCUAACACACCAGCAGAGAGAUGAGUUGUGUCCCACUAGUGGGUCUGGAGAGAGUGAAGAAGACACUAAAGCCAAGGAGAAGACCAUAGACUGCAUGUCUCUUCCCAUAGAGAAACUGGUCCAAUCUCAGAAGAAAAUAGCUCAGCUGAUUAAGGGAAAAAUGAAUACCCAAGCAAACAAGGAGCUGAUUCGCUGUGCCAUCCUUUCUCGGAUUAUUUUUGGGGAAGAACACUGGAAAUGUGCACAGGCUUUGGCCAGCCUGGCUUAUGGCUACCUGACACUGAGAGGCCUCCCAGCUCAGGCCAAGAAACAUGCUGAGUCUGCCAAGAACACACUGCUGACCUGGAAGGGAAACACGACCUCAGACAAGGAAAAAAAGGAAAUCGUGGAAGCUCUGGUCAUGCUCUACUACACUCUGGGGGUGGCCUGGCUUCUGCAGAACCAUGGCAGAGAGGCUUAUGUCAACCUGCAGAAGGCAGAGAGGAACAUGAUGGAGCUGAAAGAAUUAUAUAGGGGAGGCAUCUGUGGAUUACAAGUCUCAGAGACAGACCUAACAAUUGCUUUGGGCAGAGCCUCCUUGGCCAUCCACAGGUUGAACCUCGCUCUGGCAUACUUUGAAAAGGCAAUUGGCAACAUUAUUGCUGUGAAGGGUGAUAGGACAUCAGAUCUGGUCAGUCUAUACCAGGAAAUUGCUCAGAUGGAGCAGCUGAGGAGGAACCACGACCAGGCCAUCCAGUACUUGCACCAGGCCCAUUCUAUCUGUGUUUCUUUGUUCACUGAAGUCAGCCCUGAAACUGCAGAGGCGAGUGCAUUACUAGCCAAGGCUUAUGCCAUGUCUGGAGAGGCCCAACACAAGGAUGCUGUUGAAGUAUAUUUUAUAAAAAGUAUCAGUGCGUAUCAAACAACAUUGGGCCCAGAGGAUUGUGAAACACUGACAACCAUUGAAGAAUUUUGCAAAUGGCUUGUCCAAAAUGGGGAAAAACAGUGUCUGAUGAUUCAAAUCCUUUUAUAUGGAAGUGAGUACAGUAGAAGCAGAGACACAAAAAACCUCCUUACUCUAUUGCAGAGGUGAGUUCUGGCCCUGACCAUCAACCAGGUCAUCAGU